Messenger RNA from Aureobasidium musti, 2142 nucleotides. The record is from the annotation of a GenBank genome assembly. Lineage: Eukaryota; Fungi; Ascomycota; Dothideomycetes; Dothideales; Saccotheciaceae.
AUGCAUGGAACCUGGAUCGACAUAUUCAUCAGAGAAAAGGAACGCAAGAACAAGAAGCCACUCGCACAAUACCACUUCACUAUCAUAGACACCAAACCUCAGGUGCUUGCCCGCGCGAUACUGAUCUUCCUACUCCUUGAGGAGUUGGCCGACAAAAAAUCUUUGAAUCUGGAAAAAGCUGAGGAAAUCCUGGGAACGUUAUUCUACACUUACAUCAACCACAUCAUGCCUCCGAAGGCUUGGAGAAAGCUUCAAGCUACCAUUUUGAAAGCCAUCAAUCUACUCGAACAACCAACGGCAAUUCUCAGUUGGUUUGACGUGCUUCAAAAGGAUCGCGGUGCAAUCAAGAAUGCUCUGAAGCUUUGGCAACACAAAACAUCUCAAAUGUUUUCUACCAAUACUUUCCGCGAGAAGAUCGCUAGCGACACUUUCCAGCAAUCUUUGAAUCCAUGGAUACCAGGGCCGGAUGUAGUACCACUCCUGGCAAAGGGACUUGCGAAGGACAAGCUGCUCUACGAUCGAGCAGGUGUGACGCUUCCACCGCCUUCAUUCUCCAAUCAAGAUCCUGCGAAAGUGAGAGAAAUAGUAGCGGACACGUCGUUCCCGAACAACAUUACUGCCGAGUGGUUAUCAAAUCUGGACAGUACUUGGAUGCCAAACGUCACUCUUAUUGACGUAGACCAAGUGGAACAACAAGCCUGGGCUGGCAUUCCCAUCGAGAUGAUGGACAUAGACCUAGCAACCGAUCUCUUUGCACAGUGGACCGAGUACAUUCGGACACGACAUCCGCAGAACCCGAAGUGUCUAUAUGAUUACGCUGCAGGCUAUUUCCUGAUCCUGGCCAGUGCACUAGACCAUCUAAGAGGUCGUCUCAGAGUCGAGCCUAUCCUUGGCGAGAUGUGUGAAACGUUUGAGAAGAUGAGGCUGGGCUUGUACACUGAUCGUAAAAACGAAUCUGCACCGAGUCAGACAGAGGGUAGUCAGGACAAAUCCGUUGAAGACUACCCGACCGUGUACAAUAGGAUACAUCUCUCCAACGUCACAGACUACACAGGCGGAACCCUUAGCGCCCUCUUGUUCGCUGCUCCUAUCACCCGCACAAGCACUGACGGUCACAACACUUUUGCCUUCAAAUGCUUGAGGAACCCACCCGCAUUUGAGAAGGUAGACGACUACAACAGCGAGUACAAUCUGCUGCCCAACGACUCAGCAGCUCAGAAGAUUUUUGCUUGUAGAUUCCAAAGGAAACCCUCGCUGCCAUUCUUUCCUCCGGGUAUGGCUAUGAUAGCUGAAGACUAUAUGAAUUGGUCAAAGUUGUCAACGAAUAUUGAGUUUGACAAAUUGAUGGACCGACCGACUCUGACAGCUUGGAUACACGGUCUUCUACUCAAAACUGCAAUCCCUGCACGCCGAAAGGUCCCUGACACCCUUCUCGUCAUCUCACCGUUCAAUCUGACAGUCAUUUUCCGGGUCCUGCUCCACCUCAAAGGGGUAGGAUAUCCGAUUCAUUGGCUAUCCGAAAUUCUGACAAGCAUCAUCACGAACCCGCUGGAAACUCGUGCAACUCAUACGGACUUUGCACCAGCCACAGUUGCGGAUGCGAGACGGAUGCUGGACAAGUCUCGUCCGUUGCGAAAGGUGUCCAUCAAACCUUUCAUGGCUGAUUUGACGACUUUGACAUCAAUCUGGCUUCCUGCACUGGACUUUGGCCUCUUCAAAGGAUAUGAGCUCUUACCAGAUCCNAAAAACAUCAGGAAAUACUCUAUAGACUUUGACUAUAUAAGGUUUGAAAAUGCCUUCGAAAAGACAUUUGUGCUUGUCUUCAUGGAUACAAAAUUCCUUGGUCCCGCUGGGCCAUUCUUACCCCUACGUGCGCUCCUUUGUCAACAAGAUCGGGAUGUUCAUAAUGCUAUCAAGUCGCCUGCAGAUUUGCGAGAAAAGGGACUUCAUGUAGUCACUACUUGGGACAUUGAAACUGAGACGAAAAAGGCAACUUUCUGGAUGCGUGAGAACAUCGUCAAGGGUAUGAGUGAAGGUCGUGCUGAUUGGUAUGUUGGCAUCUGGCGCACUGACAACUGGGCUGUGGCAGCACAUCCAGUGCCGCUUGUCAUCGAAGACCUGGGAUGCUCUUGGAGUACUUGA